Acanthisitta chloris (rifleman) is the source of this 867-nucleotide messenger RNA. RefSeq names its product torsin family 2, member A (gene TOR2A). Gene Ontology annotation, molecular function: ATP binding; ATP hydrolysis activity. The record is from RefSeq and is a predicted model, not a curated record. Lineage: Eukaryota; Metazoa; Chordata; Aves; Passeriformes; Acanthisittidae. The annotation marks the transcript as partial. Gene Ontology annotation, cellular component: nuclear envelope; endoplasmic reticulum lumen. The transcript has 4 exons.
CCCCUGGUGAGGCAGCAGGUGAUGAAGGGGGUGAGGGAGUUCCUGGAGAACCAGAAUCCGGCGAAACCCCUGGUGAUGUCAUUCCACGGCUCGACGGGAACAGGGAAAACCUACGUGAGCUCUAUGCUCAUCCACUACCUCUUCCGGGGUGGACUCCAGAGCCCCUACGUUCACCACUUCUCCCCCAUAGUGCACUUCCCCCACGCCGAGGACAUCGAGCAGUACAAGGAAAGCCUGAAACGCUGGAUCCAAGGGAACUUGACAAACUGUGGGCGCUCAGCCUUUCUCUUUGAUGAGAUGGACAAGAUGCACCCAGGCCUGAUUGAUGUGAUCUUACCAUUCCUGGGCCCCUCGUGGGUUGUGUAUGGCACCAACUACCGCAAAGCCAUCUUCAUCUUCAUCAGCAACGCAGGAGGGGAGCAGAUCAACAAGGUGACACUGGCUCUAUGGCAUGCCCGCAAGGACCGGGAGGAGAUCAGCCUGGAGGACCUGGAACCAGCCGUCUCCAAGGCUGUGUUUGAAAACCCUCAGAGUGGAUUCUGGAAAUCUGGGAUCAUUAAUGAACAGCUCAUUGAUUUUGUUGUGCCUUUCCUCCCACUGAAGCAGUACCACGUAAAGCAGUGCGUCCUCAGUGAACUUGUCCAGCAAGGCCUGGAAGCACGUCCAGAUGUCAUCCAGGAGGUGUCUGACAGCAUCCCCUACUUCCCAGAAGAAGAGAAAUUAUUCUCAUCAACAGGCUGCAAAACAGUGGCCUCUCGGAUCAGUUUUUACUUCUAGUCACUGUUGAGGGCCUCACUCAGAUCCAUAAGAUGCAUGUGGAGCUGGAAAGCAUUCAGGGCUGGCAGGAUGAGCAGUAGUGGGAGCAGU